CCUUGGGUGAAGGAGCUACCAAGUUACAGGCUGCCGCCUAUUCCUCCCACGAGCAGCAUCCGAGGACACGUCGAAGUCCACAGGCAUGACUUCUACCGGAAAAAAGCCCUCGAGUGGGCCAAGGUGCACGGACCAGUGAUCAGGCUCAAAGUAAAUUUCAUGAACGUUGUCAUCCUCAACGACUUCGACAGCAUCAAGAAAUUCUUCAACACAAAGGAACUGCUAUGGCGUUCAUCCACUUUUGUUGGGUAUCGGGACUUCUACAAAGGUGUGGGUUCCCUGAAUGGGGAAGCGUGGUCAGCAAACAGAAAAUUCUGUUUGAGUAUGUUGCGUGACUUGGGUUUUGCAAAGACUGCUAUGGAGGACCGCAUGAUGGAAGAGUUCGGCCGCGUCGCUGACAGCAUUGGUGAGGCUGGUGGGAGGCCGCUUAACGUGGGCGACUACGUCAUGCCGUGCGCCUUCAACAACAUCGUGUCGUUCUUCUACGGCCGCCAGUUGACGCACGACCAUCCGACUCGCCGCGAGCUCCACUGCGUGAUGAAGCGAGUGAGCCUCGCCAUGUACUCGGGGUCCUUUCAUCAAUUCCUGCCAUGGAAGCUGCGCAAGCUGCUCUCGUACCUUCCAUUCACCAGAAACCAUCUCAUCAAGGAAUCCUUGGCGCAACUAGAGGCAGUUUCAGAGAAGCAAGUUGAAGAAUCCCAGGCGGCGAAGUUUGGAGACGAAUGCAAAGACUUUAUUCAUGGAUAUAUCAAGAAGAUAGAAGAAAGCAGAGGGGAAUCAAAUCCCUUAUUUACUGAGCGCUACCUUGUUGGCAACGUAAACUCCUUCCUCAUGGGUGGUACCUUCAGCACAACCAGUACGAUGAUGUGGCAGAUGCUGAAUUUUGCAAGACACCCUGACACGGUCCAAGCGCGGGUGCAACGUGAAAUUGAUGACGUGAUUGGCCACGAUCGCCAGCCAACCUGGGAGGACCGGAAGAAGAUGCCGUACACGUUGGCCUGCGUCUGGGAAGCGGACCGAUGGAAGACCGCUGGCCCGCUUGGCCUUCCGAGAGAGUGCGCAGAGGAUGUCGUGGUUGGUGACUUCUUUCUACCGAAGGGCACGGUUGUUCUCCCGAAUAUUUGGGCGGUUCACAACGACCCAACUCUUUGGAAAGAACCUACAAAAUUUCACCCGGGACGCUACCUGAAUGAAGAUGGGACAUUGUUUUCGCAUAAGCCCGAACAUUUGAUACCCUUUUGCAUUGGCCGCCGAGCUUGCCCAGGAGACAUGUUCGCCACGAUGGAGAUCUUUCUGUUGGUCACGUUCCUGCUUCAGAAGUAUCGCAUUGUUCCUGAGAAGCCAAUUGACUGUGACUUGGACUCCCCUGACAUCGAGCUUUCGCACUUACAGAGAAGACGAAGGGGGCUCACCGCAGCUCCACCUGGAGGGUCGCAGCGCCAGCUGGCUCGAGAAGAGGUACUUGGAAAAACAAUGGCAAAUGAAGAGCGGGAUUUAUAUUAAAAGCGAGUCAAAGUAAAAAAAUAUGGAAGAGAAGGAGAUCUAACAACACCAAAUGAGAACAUGCAUUUUUAUGACAGAAUUAUCCGGUGGCAUUCAAGAUCCACUAAACGGUGCACAAACGAAUAAAAAUUGAGGUACAAUACUAUGCUUUGUCAGGAGACAAGACUAGUCGCCUUGAAUUUCUUAGAUGCGUUCUACGUGCUGGAUCACGUUUGCACGCACGACUGUUGGGAAAUAUGUAGCCCACUGUAGCACACAAUAAACAAAGUCACCGGAACUUUCCGUAAAGUGCAGACUGCUGCGUACUUCAUGAAGGGCCGGCAAAAAAGUUCGGGAGCUGUAACACUCUUGUAAUGCAAAAAGGCGAACACCUGCUUCAAAUUUGGCAAUGCAUGCAGUUAUCCAAUCAGGGUUAGACUUCUUUGUAAUUGAUAUGGACUGAUAUGCAAAUUGACUGAUUGACUGAUGUGUUUUGGUUAUUACGACUCUGCUUGGGUACCACUUUAGAGGGCGACCAUUUUAUUGAAAGUGGCACAGGGCUCCACUAAGUGCGAAAUGCAGAAAGAGCAAAGAGGAACAGCACACUGUAGCCGAAUACUUUUAUGAAUGCCGUCGAUUCCAAAUAUACGAACUUUCCUUGCUAAGCGUCGAAAGGGCGAAAAAAAUGAUAUCGUUCAUGUAGUGCCCUAAGGCAACUGACAACUGAAAUUGUUUCUUGAAAGUUUGACAAGUAAAAUGUGCUGCCCUUUAUUGAACUUUUCUGUGCUCGAAAUACAAUACUGUCAUGUCACUAGGAUGUCACUAGGCUUGUAUGUAAGUUAUGCUUUACGAGUUCACCUGUAUAUGGAAUGCACUCCUCACCCUACAAUGGCUUUUCUGAGGACUCUCUACUUGAAAGAAAAUACUGCUUACAGCGACAUGUGUUGUCUGUUUCAAUGAGUGUUCUAAUGACAAUUCUCUGGAGUUCGCCAAGCGGGUUACAUUAAUACGCACAACGUGACAGAUGCGAAGAAAUGCUCAGUCUCCCAAGAGACAUACGCAAAGAAACUGACUUCUCAAACGCUUUCAGGUCCACUGCCGUGCAUGUGUAGCGGCAACAGAAGAAUUAAAAAUAAAAUACGGCUUUUCAGAACAAAACAUCGUCUAGCGUCACGAUGGAGGGGCUGCAACCUUCUGGAACUUCUAC
Molecule: messenger RNA, 2689 nt
Organism: Dermacentor albipictus
Lineage: Eukaryota; Metazoa; Arthropoda; Arachnida; Ixodida; Ixodidae
Source: RefSeq, a predicted model, not a curated record